Messenger RNA from Elgaria multicarinata webbii, 5524 nucleotides. RefSeq names its product protocadherin 10 (gene PCDH10). Gene Ontology annotation, cellular component: plasma membrane. Gene Ontology annotation, biological process: homophilic cell-cell adhesion. The transcript is spliced from 6 exons. Gene Ontology annotation, molecular function: calcium ion binding. NCBI's taxonomy places the organism in Eukaryota, Metazoa, Chordata, Lepidosauria, Squamata, Anguidae. The record is from RefSeq and is a predicted model, not a curated record. Bases 593 to 3754 code for a protein of 1053 amino acids.
GAGAGUCUUUUUCCUGCCUUUCAUGUGUUUUUCUUCAGCUGAAGGGGGCAUGCCCAUCGGUUCAUCCGGCAGCUUCCCCCCCUUCUGCUCCCGCCAGGAAGCCAAACCGAGGACAAUCUUGAAAUAUACCAGUUCCCCGGGAUUUGCUAUCGCUGCCUCCACCGCCUCUCCGGCUGCCGCGGUGCAGUGCCAGGACUCUGGGAAUAAAUUAAAACGGGCUCCUGUGUCUGUAUAGCCACCUACCUAUUGCCUAUAGUUGGUCAUUUCUUGCGAAGAUCACCGAUGAGGUGGGAGCUCUGCUUGGGGUCCGCCUGUACCCAUCUGGGGUGAGACUCACCCCAUGCCUCUUCUUUUCUAAUCCCACAUUUAUUUUAAGGAAGGCGAUGGGGGAGCAAAGAGAAAACGAAGGAAAAGGAAUGAGCAUAAAUCCUCUGUAAAGCUCGCAUCCAUCUCCGCUCCCCCUCCCUGCCUCCCUCCCCACCCCCCACACAGGCACUGUGUUUCUCGAAGGAGGAGGAGGAGGAGGGGGCUUUUUGGAGAAGGAGGAAGCGUUGGUGCCGGGGAGGGGGGGAAUCUCUUUCCCCUUUUGGAGAUGGUCGUGCUAUUCCUCUUUGCCUUAAUCUGGAUGGUGGAGGGAGCCCUUUCGCAGCUUCACUACACGGUGCAGGAGGAGCAAGAGCAUGGCACUUUCGUGGGGAAUAUCGCCGAAGACCUGGGCUUGGACAUUACAAAACUUUCCGCUCGCCGCUUCCAGACGGUGCCCAAUUCGCGGAGCCCUUACCUGGACCUCAACCUGGAGACCGGGGUGUUGUACGUGAACGAGAAGAUCGACCGCGAGCAGAUCUGCAAGCAGAGCCCGUCGUGCCAGCUGCACCUGGAGGUCUUCCUGGAGAACCCGCUGGAGCUCUUCCGCGUGGAGAUCGAAGUGCUGGACAUCAACGACAACCCGCCCGCCUUCCCGGAGCCCGACCUGACCGUGGAGAUCUCGGAGAGCGCCACGCCGGGCACCCGCUUCCCCUUGGAAAGCGCCUUCGACCCGGACGUGGGCACCAACUCGCUGCGCACCUACGAGAUCACCCCCAACAGCUACUUCUCGCUGGACGUGCAGACGCAGCCUGACGGCAACCGCUUCGCCGAGCUGGUGCUCUCCAAGCCCUUGGACCGCGAGCAGCAGGCGGUGCACCGCUACGUGCUGACGGCCGUGGACGGCGGGCAGCCCCAGCAGCGCACCGGCACAGCCCUGCUCACCAUCCGCGUGCUGGACUCCAACGACAACGUGCCCGCCUUCGAGCAGCCCGUCUACACCGUCUCCCUGCCGGAGAACUCGCCGCCCGGCACGCUGGUGCUGCAGCUCAACGCCAGCGACCCGGACGAGGGCCAGAAUGGCGAGAUCAUCUACUCGUUCAGCAGCCACAUCUCGGCCCGGGCGCGGGAGCUCUUCGGCAUCUCGCCGCGGACGGGCCGGCUGGAGGUCCACGGCGAGCUGGACUACGAGGAGAGCAGCGUCUACCAGGUGUACGUCCAAGCCAAGGACCUGGGGCCCAACGCCGUGCCCGCCCACUGCAAGGUGCUGGUGCGGGUGCUCGACGCCAACGACAACGCGCCCGAGAUCAGCUUCUCGACAGUCAAGGAGGCGGUGAGCGAGGCGGCGGCGCCGGGCACCGUGGUGGCGCUCUUCAGCGUCUCCGACCGCGACUCGGAGGAGAACGGGCAAGUGCAGUGCGAGCUGCUGCAAGGCGACGCGCCCUUCCGCCUCAAGAGCUCCUUCAAGAACUACUACACCAUCGUCACCGAGGGGCCCCUGGACCGCGAGCAGCCCGGCGGCGACGCCUACACGCUGACGGUGGUGGCGCGGGACAUGGGCGAGCCGGGCCUGAGCACCAGCAAGUCCAUCCAGGUGCGCGUCAGCGACGUGAACGACAACGCGCCCCGCUUCUCGCAGCCCGUCUACCAGGUGUACGUGAGCGAGAACAACGUGCCGGGCGCCUACAUCUACGCCGUCAGCGCCACGGACCGCGACCAGGGCGCCAACGCGCAGCUGGCCUACUCCAUCCUGGAGAGCCAGAUCCAGGGCAUGUCGGUCUUCACCUACGUCUCCAUCAACUCCGAGAACGGCUUCCUGUACGCGCUGCGCUCCUUCGACUACGAGCAGCUCAAGGAGUUCAGCUUCCAAGUGGAAGCCCGCGACGCGGCGGGAGGCGGCGACGAGCCCGACGGCGAGGAGGCGCUGGCCGGCAACGCCACCGUCAACAUCGUGGUGGUGGACCAGAACGACAACGCGCCCGCCAUCGUCAGCCCGCUGCCCGGCCGCAACGGCACGCCGGCGCGGGAGGUGCUGCCCCGCGGCGCCGAGCCGGGCUACUUGGUGACCCGCGUGGCGGCCGUGGACGCGGAUGACGGCGAGAACGCGCGCCUCACCUACAGCAUCGUGCGGGGCAACGAGGCCAGCCUCUUCCGCAUGGACUGGCGCACGGGCGAACUGCGCACGGCGCGCAAAGUGCCCGCCAAGCGCGACCCGCAGCGGCCCUACGAGCUGGUCAUCGAGGUCCGCGACCACGGCCAGCCGCCGCUCUCCUCCACCGCCGCGCUACACGUGGUCUUGGUGGACAGCGCGGUGGAGCGCCAGGGGGCGGGCGCGGGCGGCGGAGGAGCCGGCGGCGGCGGCGGCGGCGGGGGCCUGGGCCCCGGCGGCGCGGGGGGCCCCGGCGGCGAGCACCGGCCCAGCCGCGCGGGGGGCGCCGGCGGCGGCGGCGAGACCUCGCUGGACCUGACGCUGAUCCUCAUCAUUGCGCUGGGCUCGGUCUCCUUCAUCUUCCUGCUGGCCAUGAUCGUGCUGGCCGUGCGCUGCCAGAAGGAGAAGAAGCUCAACAUCUACACGUGCCUGGCCAGCGACUGCUGCCUGAGCUGCUGCUGCUGCUGCCCCUGCUGCAGCCGCCAGGCGCGGGCCCGCAAGAAGAAGCUCAGCAAGUCGGACAUCAUGCUGGUCCAGAGCUCCAACGUGCCCAGCAACCCGGCCCAGGUGCCCGUCGAGGAGUCGGCCAGCUUCGGCUCCCACCACCACAACCAGAACUACUGCUACCAGGUCUGCCUCACGCCCGAGUCGGCCAAGACCGACCUGAUGUUCCUCAAGCCCUGUAGCCCCUCCCGUAGUACCGACGCCGAGCACAACCCUUGCGGGGCCAUUGUCACGGGAUACACCGACCAGCAGCCCGACAUCAUCUCCAACGGCAGUAUAUUGUCCAGUGAGACUAAACACCAGCGUGCAGAGCUCAGUUAUCUAGUUGAUAGACCACGGCGGGUAAACAGUUCUGCAUUCCAGGAAGCAGACAUAGUAAGCUCUAAGGACAGUGGUCAUGGAGACAGCGAGCAAGGAGACAGCGAUCAUGACGCCACUAAUCGAGGUCAAUCCUCUGGCAUGGAUCUCUUCUCUAAUUGCACGGAGGAAUGUAAAGCAUUGGGCCACUCGGAUCGGUGCUGGAUGCCCUCUUUUGUCCCUUCUGAUGGACGCCAGGCUGCGGAUUACCGCAGCAAUCUUCAUGUACCCGGUAUGGACUCUGUUCCAGACACUGAAGUGUUUGAAACACCAGAAGCCCAGCCAGGGGCAGAGAGGUCCUUCUCCACCUUUGGCAAAGAGAAGGCCCUUCACAGCACUCUGGAGAGGAAGGAACUGGAUGGACUGCUGUCUAAUACACGAGCGCCUUACAAACCACCAUAUUUGAGCCUUGCCAUUUGUGGAUCUCAAAGUGGAUUAUAAAAGAAUAGUGAUUUAAGACCCGCAGAUCCUCUGUGAGAUAGCACGGAAAAGGAUAUGCUAGUCAAUUCUACGGGACUUACCUGAAGCAGCAUGAUUUGCACAAAAGUCGACCAACAAAAGCAUCAACUUUUCAACUUCAUUAUCUUGGCCAUCCGAUUCUGUGUUAACUGAAGAAUUACUGUGCUGUUGGAGACAUCAUGGCCAAUAAUAGGACCUAAUUGCUCUCAGCAGGCCUGAGAAAUGAGUUGAAAUGUAUGGAACUGUAGAAACUUCAAGAGGCAACUGAUUUUGCCUCCCUGAUCAGUGUGUGCCUGUUUACAGCACUAUAUAGCUCUCUCUCUCUCUUUCUCUCCAAAAUGUCACUGAGCCCUUUAGAUGUUUAUAUUCGCCACCAGAAGCCAAUCGUACAGAUUUAAAAGAAAAAAGGAAACGUGCAUUAUAAAUGCAAUAUCACUGUUUUAAACUUGACUGUUUUAUAUUAUUUUUGUGUGAUCAAGUGUCCCCCAAACUAUUCCAACUUUACAAAAGAAAUUGUGAAUCAUGUUCUUUUCACCCGUGGGUCAUGAAAAUGUUGUUAAUCUGCAGACCCACAAAAAUAUCAAAGACAUUCUGUAGUUUAUACACCGUGUUGCAAAGUGUUUACUGUACUAUUUCAAAGCUUCUAAAUAAAUAUAAAAUAUAUAUAUUAUAUUACAUAUAAUUUUCCGGGAAACGUGGUACCAUUUAGUUGAUUUUUAAAUGAAUUCAUACAGUCCACACCAUACACUAAAGUGAAAAGGUAAUUCAGGGUCGUUAAAUUAUCCUUGCCUAAAAAUAAAAUAAAUCUUUAAUAAUACUUCCCCAAUUUUUGUACUUUGGUCAAUCCUGUUUGUCCUUGUUAAAAAAAAAAAGAGCUGUAAGCAACAACAUUUUUUCUGAAAGUUGUACUGAAUUUUCAAUGCCAAAGAUACAGCUGUCAAUAAUUAUGAAAAUGAGCACUGAUUAUGUACUAUCAAAGUAUAUAUAUAUCAACCUCCAUUAUUUUGAUUCUAUUUCUAUGGCUUUUAAUUUGGAAUCAAAAACUUUUUAUAAAGGCUCUAUAAACUCACAUGUAUAUGUUGUUAAAAAGUACACUGGGUGUCUGUACAUUUUGCAAUGUAAGAUAUUAUGUAAGCAAAGGCAACUAUUUUAAGGGAAUCUCUCCCCAUCCCAGCCCCAAACUCAUAGCUGACAUACAUUGUUGUUUGACUUCGUUUUGUGCCAAUAUAUCCUUUCAUGCUGGCUUGCAAUGGUUUUGAAGAAAGACCAGUCACAAAAUUAUACAUGUUCCUGAGCCAUUGAUUUGAAUUUGUCUCUUUAAUAUAAAAGCAAUUUAAAGUUAGGAAUAGUCAAUGCCAACUUCACUGGUAACCAGGUUAGUCCUGCCUAUGUUAUUUUUAUAGUAAUUUCGUGAUUUGCAGUAUCUCGGAAACCAUUUUUUUUACUAGAAAAACAAAUAAAUUGUCAAAAAUUCAAAUCGUUGCAAAGUAAAGGUUACCUUUACUUUCAUGGCCUCUGAUUAUAAGUACCAUUGAGAAAAGUAAAAUAUAGUAAGAUCUUUUCCUUCAUACUUUCAUUGGGCAGUAUCCAAUUCAACACAACCACUAAUAUAAAUUGUAUUGCAGUAGUGUAAAUGAUCUCUAAUGCCACGCCAAUAGCAUUUGCUGGUGUGAUGGGUUUCCCAGAAAACCCAGUGUGCCAGCAAAUACUAAUCGUCUUGUGAUAGAGGUUGCUUCUGCUGGCACAACAUAA